Molecule: messenger RNA, 2422 nt
Organism: Carassius gibelio (silver crucian carp)
Lineage: Eukaryota; Metazoa; Chordata; Actinopteri; Cypriniformes; Cyprinidae
Gene: upk3b
Product: uroplakin 3b
Exons: 6
Coding region: 108-1070 (320 amino acids)
Source: RefSeq, a predicted model, not a curated record
AGCAUUUUUGAGAGCUUACAGAGUAGCAACAGUCAGACUUUGGAAUUUCAAAGCAUUUCUUAUGUCCAAAGCACCUCCCAGUUUUUACCUGGGAUUCACACACCCUCAUGAAAACCUCUCUCCCCUCCCUUCAGCUACUUUUUAUAAGAGUUGAUUCGUAUCUGCCAGACAUAUUUCUGAGCACAGACACCAGCCAGGUUGACUUCUACUCCAGAAUUUAUCUGCAUCCUUGUUACAAGAUGAAGACAAACACAGUGAUCCGUUGGAUGUCAUUGCUGUCUAUCUGGAUGUGGACUGGAGAAGGUCAGAUAUUCCAGCCUGAGCUUACAUCUAAUGCUUUCCUAGCCAAGGUCACCAGUAAUACAGUGAUACUGAAGCAGCCGUAUUGUGUUUUUAAUCAGACGUGUCCUGGCUGUGAGAUAUGGCUGGUGGCUGGGCUGUGCUCAGCGAAGGGCACCUUUGAUGCUCUAGUAAACAGCUCGACUCCCAACAUCCUCAGCUUGUCACCCUACCCAACAGCAUUCAACCCAUCAUCAAACAACUUCUUUCUGACCAGAGUUGGACUUCUGUCAGACUUCCCCUGUAAUCAGUACCCCAAUGAUCAAUACUUCGUAGUCGGCGCUGAUGGGAUUUGUAGUGGGGUCAACUGUAACGGAGUAUUACCUGAUGGAUCCACCGUUUGUUUCAAGUAUCUUCUAAUCGAUGCUAAUGGGACUCUUGUUCUUUCGUCAGACUGGUCUGGCAACAUUACUCUUCCCAAACUACUAGCCCUUAACACCAUUUCUGAUGGUCUGAGUGCGAGAUCUGGUGCCAUGGUGGUCAUUACUACCAUCCUAUGUGUGGCUGUCGCUCUGCUUUUACUUCUUUUCCUCAUCAUGUUAUGUGUGACCUGCUGUACCAAGAAAGACGGUAAGAAAAUCUCAGUCAUGAACUCAAUCCGUAUCCCCCGCUAUGACACCCACAACCUAAAGGAGCGUGUGCACCCCUACGACAACCCAGCUUACCAGCCGGACUUGAAUAAUUACUCCACAUCAUCCACUCUGCCCAGGGAUGGCGCACGAAAGCUGUGAGCUCCCAAAGACACCGUCACUGCACUGCAUAUCUCAUGGAAAGGAAAAUUACUUUGCAGUAUUUUCUCUUUCAUUGUUAGUUACAAGGCAAAAUAGAGGACAGGAGUAAACUUGAAAUGAACCCAUCAAAUAUCAACAUAUGUUACAUUGCUCUUUUGCACGGCUGUGCUAAAAGCUUCUUUUUAGUCAUCAUCUUCCAGGUUUUUGUAAACUCCUGUGUCCUCAGUAUUGUUUGUGAUCAAAGGAACAGAUGGAACUGAACUGCACUGCACUGACUAUAACAUGCAAAUUCACUAGAUGGCACUGUUUAGUGGGAAAUAUGUGGCAGAGUGCCAGUCAUAGUGUAGUAUUCACUAGUGCAGUGUUUUCUGACUGCUUUCUUGUCUUAGGGGCCAAACAGGUCUAAUUAACCCUUUAUUAACAAAGCAGGUGAUUUAGUUUCUUUUAACUCAUAUUAUAAUGGAUAUAUUUUGUUUUAUUGAUAUUCUUAAAACUUUCUUUUUUCGUUUCUUUUUCAUGUUUAAUCAAGAUCAUAGUCAUCAUUCUCUUAGUUAGUGGUUUUAUAAGUCGUUUUAAUCUUUGUCGGCUAUGUUUGUGCUGUAUGUAUACAAAGCAGUUACCCUGGUCUUUAAUAAUUUAGGUUAAAACAUUAUGAAGUUUAAGUUUGAGCUUUAAGUUAAAAUGUUAUGAAUUUUUCUCAUUUUACAGGUGUUUUAAGUUUUUUUUUUUUUUGUUUAUGAUUGUUAAUCACGUUUUAUGCAGAAAUCUUGCUUAGUCUUAGAGUACAGUCAAAAGUUCAGCCAUUCCAUGUAGUUUCUCAGUUAAGACUUAAUAAAAACAACAUGUUUAAUAAUUAGCCUAUACAGUAAACUUCUAAGGAAGUGCCCUAAAUGUGAUACAGCCUCAUAAUCGAGUAAAGUUUAAUGAUACUCUAACAAGCAUAAAUAUAAUAAGCACACACAAACAUUGGAUAACUCAUUUUAAUGACUCUUUUUGUUAAAACUACUCAGUAUUUAACUAAGUAAAAGUUUAUAAUGCUGCCUUAGAUUUAAGCCUCCACUUAUUUUAUAUAAUAUAAAUAUAAAAUCUGAUUAUUAUUUGCUUAUUUGGACAUAAUCCACUUUUAUUGUCUGGGUAAUUGCACUCUAUACCUUACUAUACUUUCGUGGCAAUUUGUAACUGUUUUAAUUUUUGGCGAAUAGGAGGUGAAUAGGAAUCAUUUGUCAGGUUAAUUUGUAUGUUUUUGUACUAACUGCUUAUGGCCCAUUGAGGGUCAGAUUUAUUCUUGGGCUUCAUGCUUACAUUUCCAUACAAAUUGCAAAGUACAGAUUCAUAUGAAAUUGCCACACCGU